UCAGAGCAAGGAUGAUUUCGUGAUAAGAUUGCUGCAUCAGCUACUGCCCCCGAUUGCCUCCUAUAAAUACGUCGAUCCAGAUACAUCUUCCUCACAGAAAUCCAAGAAAACCAACAAGAUCACCGACCCACCAUUGAUCUCCAACCUUCUGGUUGAGAAUUUCGAGGCAAGAGGAGGUAGCUAGCCUAGCCAUGUCUCCCUCCCCUGAUGUGAUCCUCCCCCGUGUGCUCAUCGUCUCCCGCCGCACCGUCCGCAAGAACAAGUUCGUCGACUUCGUCGGGGAGUACCACCUGGACCUGGUGGUGGGCUACGGCGCGGUGCCGGUCAUCGUGCCGCGGGUCGCCGGCGUGCACGCCAUGCUCGACUCCUUCGAGCCCAUCCACGGCGUGCUCCUCUGCGAGGGCGAGGACAUCGACCCCUCCCUCUACGACGCCGGCGGCGACGGCGACGGUGAAGGCGACGCGCUCUCGCAGGAGCAGCUCGAGGCCGUGAGGAGCCUCCACCCGAGCGACGCCGCCGUGGACCACGAGAAGGACUCCAUCGAGCUCCUCCUCGCGCGCCGCUGCCUCGAGCGCAGCGUCCCGUUCCUCGGCAUCUGCCGCGGCUCGCAGGUGCUCAACGUCGCCUGCGGCGGCUCGCUCUACCAGGACGUCGAGCACGAGCUCCACCCCCAGAACGACGCCGCCGUCUGCCACAUGGACUACGCCAACUACGACGGGCACCGGCACCUGGUGCGCGUGCUCCACGGCACGCCGCUGCACGACUGGUUCGCCGAGUCGCUGCUCGACGGCGAUCAGCUGAUGGUGAACAGCUAUCAUCACCAGGGCGUGCGGCGGCUGGCCGAUCGGUUCGUGCCGAUGGCGCAUGCGCCGGACGGCCUGAUCGAAGGGUUCUACGACCCCGACGCGUACAACCCCGGCGACGGCAAGUUCAUCAUGGGGCUGCAGUUCCACCCGGAGCGCAUGCGCAAGGAGGGCUCCGACGAGUUCGACUUUCCGGGCUGCGCCAAGGCCUACCAGGAGUUCGUCCGCGCGGUCGUGGCAUACCAGGGGAAGCUGGCCGCCGCGCAAGCUCAUGCGCACGUCCAGAGCGCGGUCACCACGCCAGCCGAACUGAACAGGGAAAUGGAUAAGCAGCGCAAGGUCAUCGUCCGGAGCCUCUCGCUCGCCAAGAACAUGCACGUCUUCGGCAACAACACCGGCGUGCAACAGACGGCGGAGCACCGGGACGGGGACCUUGACGCCGGCGCGGAGUUCCUGGAGUCGAAGACGGCGCUGAGCGUGCAGCAGGAGAAGCGGCUGAAGCAGAUGGGCGCGACGGUGAGGAACGCGUCGGGGUACAUGAACAGGCUCAAGGUGAGCGAGGAGCGGGAGGCGGCGGCGCGGGCGCUCAUGGCCAAGAUGUCGGUCGCCCAGCUCGCCAGCCUCGCCGCCUUCUACCGCGCCAUGGGCAACGUCUGCUCCGAGGUGCUCGACGCCAAGCUCCAGCCGCCGUCUCCAACCCUGCACGAGUGACCUGUGAACCUGGCCGGAAAUGCUUGCUUGUUUCAUCAGAAAUUCAAAUGUUGCAAGACAUCCUGAAUUAAUUAAACCGUGAUGUUGAUGCAUGUAGUAACUCGGGAAGUGUUAGUUGA
Messenger RNA from Aegilops tauschii subsp. strangulata, 1633 nucleotides. RefSeq names its product putative glutamine amidotransferase GAT1_2.1. The record is from RefSeq and is a predicted model, not a curated record. Gene Ontology annotation, cellular component: cytosol. Gene Ontology annotation, molecular function: hydrolase activity, acting on carbon-nitrogen (but not peptide) bonds, in linear amides. NCBI's taxonomy places the organism in Eukaryota, Viridiplantae, Streptophyta, Magnoliopsida, Poales, Poaceae.